Acaromyces ingoldii is the source of this 1740-nucleotide messenger RNA. RefSeq names its product acid protease. The transcript is spliced from 3 exons. Bases 430 to 1575 code for a protein of 381 amino acids. NCBI's taxonomy places the organism in Eukaryota, Fungi, Basidiomycota, Exobasidiomycetes, Exobasidiales, Cryptobasidiaceae. The record is from RefSeq and is a predicted model, not a curated record. Gene Ontology annotation, biological process: proteolysis. Gene Ontology annotation, molecular function: aspartic-type endopeptidase activity.
AAGUUCAGCAAAGAAUUCCAUAGUCUGCCUCCACACGCACGAAUACCAUUAAUUACAACGCAAGUGCAGACCGGGAUACAACGCUGUUCAGACCGGGAUACAACGCUGUGCAAGUUGGGAUACACCGGGAUACAACGCUGGGCAAGUUGGGAUACAACGCAGUGCAGACUGGGAUUUGCAGCGGGUGGGUGGCCUUCGCGAAUCCUUAUCGCAGAAGAGCGAUGGGCACGGGCUGAGCGAGCUAGAAGCUCGACCCCAAACAGGCAGGUGGCUACUGCACCAUUACACCAUGCCGACCGGCGGGAGUACAAUAUAUCGACUUGUUUGUUCGAUCCACUUUGGCACAGCCCCUUUCCACCCUUCUUCUGCCAUCCACCCAUCCAUCCACCUCCAAACUACACUCCUCUCUGCUCAGCGUACCACUGCACCAUGGGCUCCUGUCUCUCCUCGCCGGCAGCCGAAGACCAGAAGAAGCCCCAGGGGGCGACGACGGGCGCAGCAAACCCGACCAAGACCGAGGCCAAGGCGACCAUCGGCCUGACGUGCAAGCACCCCAAGUCGUCGCUCAAGGGCGCCGAUGCCAUCGCGCUGGCCUCGGCGCGCGUCAAGCAGCUCAAGGCCAAGCAUGCGGCCAUCAAGGCGACGGCCGCCGCCAGCUCGGGCGGAGAGGAGCCGCUCAAGGACAUCAACAAUGAACUCCUCUGGGCCGGAUCCAUCACCAUCGGCACGCCCGGCUACGACAUCACCGUCGACUUUGACACGGGCAGCAGCGACCUGUUUGUCAACCCAAACACGUACAAGCCCCAGUCGAGCAGCACGGCCAAGGACGCCGGCAAGACCUUCCAGGUCGGCUACGGCGAUGGCACCCAAGCAAGCGGCGAGGUGUGGACCGACAAGGUGACUGUUGGCGGCCUGACGGCGCCCGCGCAGGCCAUCGGCGUCGCGUCCAAGAGCACGCUCCAGGACGACGGCAGCCAGGGCAUUGCCGGCAUGGCGUUCCCCAGCAUCGCCCAGACGCGCUCGUCGCCCUUCUUCGACAGCAUCUACGCGGCCAACCAGUCGUCGAUGCAGAACCUCUUUGCGUUUGGCCUCUGGACCUCCAACGCCGUCAUGGACCUCGGCUACAUCGACCAGUCGCGCUUCACCGGCGAGCUGGCCUACAGCAGCGUCGACGACAGCCAGGGCUUCUGGCAGACGGAUUUCACCGUCAAUGGCACCCAGGCCAACGGCAUCGUCGACACGGGCACGACGCUCAUCAUCGGGCCCACGGACGCCGUCCGCUCGAUCCUCACCGCUGCUGGCAUGACGAUCCAGGAGCAGGACGGCGAGGUGUACGGCCUCUACGACCCCAGCACGAACCCUCAGGUGACGUUUACCUUUGGUGGCGCCGACUACACCCUCUCGCCCGACGCCCUCUCCUUCCAGACGCAGGGCUCCCAGACGGUGGCCUCGAUCGUGGGCUCCGACAUGGGCUCGGGCGGGCCCCAGUGGAUCUGCGGCGACUCGUUCCUGCAGGACGUCUAUGCCGUGUUUGACGUGCAGAACAAGCGCGUCGGCUUUGCCCCAAAGAAGUGAAUACCCUGCUUUGCUCUUGCUCUUGCUCCAUAAAUGCCAUUUGCCUGUCCUCUCGAGUUCCGUCUUCUUUGCGUAAAUAUCCCGAGCCCAGAUUGACAGGCGCCUCCUUCGUGUCAGCUUGGCAGGCGCCUCCAUCGCGCAGCUUGGAUUGACGACACGCCGCCU